Messenger RNA from Paracoccidioides brasiliensis Pb18, 1107 nucleotides. RefSeq lists its product as uncharacterized. Bases 1 to 1107 code for a protein of 368 amino acids. The transcript is spliced from 4 exons. The record is from RefSeq and is a predicted model, not a curated record. Gene Ontology annotation, molecular function: oxidoreductase activity.
AUGGGGGAAUUAGUCGAAAUCCCAAAACAGGCGAAAGCCAUCAUCUAUGACAACCCCGGAACUAUCUCAACCAAAGUCGUGACUGUGGAUGUGCCUGAACCAGGUCCUGGAGAAGUCCUUAUAAAUCUGACUCACUCAGGGGUAUGUCACUCAGAUUAUGGAAUUAUGACAAAUAGUUGGAAGAAUCUCCCGUACCCGACGCAGCCCGGGCAGGUUGGUGGUCAUGAAGGUGUUGGAAAAGUCGUCAAGCUUGGCACAGGCACAGAGAGGUCUGGUAUAAAGCUUGGAGAUCGUGUGGGCGUCAAAUGGGUCUCAUUCGCUUGUGGUAGUUGCGAACCUUGUUGUUCUGGAGUAGAUGCAGCGUGUUUGGAGAGUAGAGUUUCCGGAUAUUACACCCCAGGCACGUUUCAGCAAUAUAUUUUGGGCCCCGCAAACUACGUCACUCCGAUUCCAGACUCCCUUUCCUCAGACGCGGCUGCCCCUUUUCUUUGUGCUGGAGUAACUGUCUACUCUGCCCUUAAACGCAGUCGUGCUCAACCAGGAAACUGGGUCAUCAUUUCAGGUGCGGGAGGAGGGUUGGGUCAUAUUGCCAUCCAGCUCGCCAGUCGGGGCCUGGGACACCGUGUCAUCGGGAUCGAUCACGGUAGCAAGAAAGAUAUUGUUCUCGAAUCUGGCGCGGAACAUUUUAUAGAUAUCACGCAGUUCACUGAUAACGGGCCGAAAGGUGGAAAAUUGGCUGAACAUGUCAAAUCCCUCACAGGAGGCCUAGGAGCACAUGCAAUCAUUGUCUGCACAUCCUCAAAUGCUGCGUAUGAGCAGGCUGUAUACCUGUUACGCGUGAGCGGUGUUCUAGUCUGUGUUGGUAUACCAGAGAACGAGCUGAAACCCAUUGCGUCGUCGUUUCCUGCCACCCUUAUCUCGAAGCAGAUUUCCAUCGUUGGAUCUGCAGUCGGAACUAAGCGGGAGUCAAUUGAGACUUUGGAAUUUGCAUCGCGAGGAAUUGUCAAGGUGCAUUUCCGCACGGAGAAGAUGGAUGCACUUACAAGUGUGUUUGAGGAGAUGGAAAGGGGCGGUCUUAAGGGGAGAGUUGUUAUUGACUUGUCUUAA